Molecule: messenger RNA, 2183 nt
Organism: Linum tenue
Lineage: Eukaryota; Viridiplantae; Streptophyta; Magnoliopsida; Malpighiales; Linaceae
Source: the annotation of a GenBank genome assembly
AUGCCUAAUCAAUGCACGCAACGCAAUUCAUUCCGUUUCUCCUCCCUUUCCCCUCUCUAUAUAAUCCUCCGCCUUCCUCCUCCACCCUGUUUUCGGCCUCAAUCAACAACGCACAACAGUUUUCCCCCCUUUCGCAAAACUAGAAAACCCGGCAAAACCUCCCUUCUUCCUCCUCCUCCUCCCUCGCACUUCUUCGCUUUCUGUUUGAAUUCUCUACUCAUGGCGAAGCGCGUCCUCGUCACCGGCGGCGCCGGCUACAUUGGGACUCACACCGUGCUCCAGUUGCUCUUAGGCGGUUACCGCGCCGUCGUCGUUGACAGCCUGGACAACUCCAAUCAACUCGCCCUCCGCCGAGUUCAGGAGCUCGCCGGCAAGCACGCCGAGAAUCUGUCCUUCCACCAGGUCGACAUAAGGGACAAGCCUGCGCUGGAGAAGAUUUUUGCGGGGACAAAAUUCGAUGCUGUCAUCCACUUUGCUGGACUGAAAGCAGUGGGCGAGAGUGUUGAGAAGCCCUUGUUGUAUUACAACAACAACGUCAUAGGAACGAUUACUUUGCUGGAAGUAAUGGCUGCCCAUGGAUGCAAGAAUCUUGUCUUCUCAUCAUCAGCCACAGUUUAUGGUUGGCCGAAGGAAGUCCCAUGUACAGAAGAAUUUCCAAUCAGUGCAAUGAACCCGUAUGGGCGUACCAAGCUUUUCAUUGAAGAUAUUUGCCGUGAUGUCUACCGCUCAGACCCUAAAUGGAAGAUAAUCUUGCUGAGGUAUUUCAAUCCAGUUGGCGCGCAUCCUAGUGGUAAGAUUGGUGAGGAUCCUAGUGGAGUCCCGAACAACCUCAUGCCCUUUGUGCAGCAAGUUGCUGUUGGCAGAAGACCUCAUCUAACCAUCUUUGGGACUGACUACAAGACCAAGGAUGGAACUGGGGUACGUGAUUACAUUCAUGUUGUUGAUUUGGCGGAUGGCCACAUUGCUGCAUUGCGUAAGCUGGACGCACCUGAUAUAGGUUGUGAGGUAUACAACUUAGGAACAGGGAAAGGAACAUCAGUGUUGGAGAUGGUUACAGCAUUUGAGAAGGCAUCCGGAAAGAAAAUCCCUCUAGUAAAGGCUGGACGGCGACCAGGCGAUGCUGAAAUAGUUUACGCAUCAACAGCCAAGGCAGAGCGCGAAUUGAAUUGGAAGGCCAAAUUUGGGAUUGAAGAAAUGUGCCGGGACCAAUGGAACUGGGCCAGCAAGAACCCUUACGGCUACAGUUCACCGGACGCCCCUAACGGGACCAAGUAGAAACGGGAAAGAAAGAUAACAAUUCUCACAGGUUUUUUCCCCCUUUAGGUACAACAACAGCAUAGUAAAGAAGCAUAUGAUAUGGGUGUAGAUUCUUCCUUCCUCUUAGAAAGUAUUAAUUACAGUGUGUUGGCAAGAGAAAGAGGAGUGUUUGUCUUCUUCCUCUUCUUACUAUUGAAUAAACAUCUUGCUGUGGGCUUCCUGCCUGCUUGCCCAGUAUUGAUAGUAGAAAAUUAGAUUGGCUUUUUUCUUCUUUUCUUUUCCUCCUUUUUUUUCUCUUCUUUUUCUUGGAUCUAUAUAGGAUAUGUGUAAAGAGGUUAAGGUUAGGGUUGGUCUUAUUUUGGUGUCCAAAUUGGUUAGCACGUUGUUCACAGAUUAUAAGUAGAGAAAUGUUCUGCAAUCUAAUGUGUUCUGUAAAGCUGAUAGUUGUGUUCUAUAUGAGUGGUAAUAGAAGAAUUAAUUGUUAUUAUUUAUUAUAUAUUUUAGAACAGAUCAACAAUUAUUUCUGUUCCACAUUUUGAGAUGUUCUUCCUCCCUUCCAACUUGGCCUAAUAGUGACCUAACAAGUGUCCAGAAAUCAUUCAUUACGUUACCACCGUCAAUAGAGAGAGGGAUUCUUUGGGCUCGUGCUCGUCUCGUUGGCGCUGUUUUGAUUUCCUGAUCAUUGGGAUCGGUAGAUUAAUAGUUUAGUCCAGCAAUUGAGGAUUCUUAUGAGGGCAGAGAACGUGGGUUGUGUAUAUGGAGGUCAAAUCAAGUAUGUAAUGAUAUUCAUACUCGUCUCAUGGCAGAUUGGAUAAUUUAUUAUGGACUGCGCAGCGUAGGCAGCUCAAUUCGUGGAUUUAAUAGACUUGAGUUAUUAUACAUUCAUUAGUAAUUAUAUAUUACAACAAGACAUUAUGAUUUGGGGG